Molecule: messenger RNA, 1767 nt
Organism: Gloeophyllum trabeum ATCC 11539
Lineage: Eukaryota; Fungi; Basidiomycota; Agaricomycetes; Gloeophyllales; Gloeophyllaceae
Exons: 7
Coding region: 1-1668 (555 amino acids)
Molecular function (GO): protein binding
Source: RefSeq, a predicted model, not a curated record
AUGCUUACCACCACUCUCCCCGUCGAGCUCAUUCUACGGAUCCUAUCCAAUGUCUCAUUCGCCGACAUUGUCAGCGUCAAGGCCACAUCCCAUGACCUCUGCGCGCUUAUUGAGAGCAAUGAGCACAUCGUUUACCAUGAGCUAGCUAUUUCUUACGGAUAUGUCGCGCCGCAUGUCUCGCUCGAGGACGCCUCGCUCGCCCCGUGCAUGGACGAUGUGGUGUGCUGGAAAGAAUUCUUGGGAAGGUCGCCGCAAGCUGUUGAUUCAAAGAAGAUGGAAUGGCAAAGACCAGGACAAACGCAAACCACCUUCGAAGGCCAAGACGAGAAGCAUAGGACCGUGAUAAGCAAUAGCACUCGCGGAGGCAUAGAUGUUACUGCGAUCGAGACGGACCGCAUCCUAUGGCGGCUCCCGGAAACGUAUGUCGAUGGUGGCGCUGAGUGCCGCUUUUCCAACGGUUUUCUCACCUUCAUGCGCUCUUCUCCACCUGCUAUCGAGGUCUGGAGGCGCACCGCGGAUAUUCCUCUCUUUCGAGACAUUGCCACGGGAAAUGCGGUUCCAACACCCGUAUUCAACGCGCCUGCCUCCCCUGGUCUGAAGCAGGCACAAGCUUCCGCAUCAGCCAGCAAACUGGCAGUCUUGUCCGAGGAGCCAGAGUCUCCACGGUUUGCCCAUAUACUGGGAGACUGGAAGCUGAGAGGUCACUUCUCUGCCCACGCUCUACAGAGGAUACCGACGGUCAAACCCAUCUCCUCCUAUUGCUUCUCGUUUCCGCUGGUCGCUGCUGUGUCUGAUGACACUGUGUUUGUGUUUGACGUCCGGAAUGGCAGGCUGUUGGGCGACAUACCGCAAAAAUAUCGGGUUGUGGACGUGGUCUUAAGCCACGAACACUUGGGCAUCUCGACCGACAAUGCUAUAACCAUUAUACCUCUCUCUCAGCUGAUUUCUGGCACCGGUGGAUUGUGCCUGGACCAUGUCUACCCGGAAGUGGACACCAGUAAUGAACUCGAGCACUUCGGUGAGGUGAAGCAAGAUCUAUGUGCAGUUGCGUUUGGUCGGGACGGAAAAUUCGAGGGAGUUUUGAUGAAAAGCCCGGAAGAGUGUCCUCGCGGGAUCUGCCCCUCUUCGACCGUUUUGCUCGAGUCAGGGAACGUUAUAAGACAUUUCAUGCUGGAGUAUAAGUGGAUAGAAGGGUUGCAGACUGGCGACCCUCUUCGUCUAGGAUCUUAUCUCAUUUUUAUCCGCAACUUUUCCAAAUGGACUGGCGGACAUGUUCCACGCAAUUCUGUACGAAUCCUUAGGACGUGUGGUGAGGUAACUGAUGCUCUAUGGACGCGAGACGGUCUAGUUAUUGCCAACGUCCGAGAUGGCAUCCAUCUGGGGACCGUGCAGAAAGAUCAAGUCAAUAGCGAUGAGCAGAAAAAUUGGAUUAUAUAUCAAUUCCGACUUCAGAACUUCCGUAUCUUCAAGCCCUUCCGUAGGAGUCGCAUGGUAGUGACAGAGACGGGGAUAUGGUUCUUGCACACGAGCAGGGCUGUGGAGCAUUUAUUAGAUCCACCUGGAAGCCAUCCUCAAUAUCCACGCUAUGCAUAUGGAGAAGAAAGGGAGAGAGGGACAGGUAUCAAAAGUAAUGUCUGCUUUAUUGACUUAGCCACAGACGUGGUGUAAAAGCCAAGUAAAUGUUUGCUCCUUUCAUAGUCAAUUUCAGCUCAUCGAGGAACUUUUUUUGUUCUUACUUCGGCAUGCUUCUAGGAAAGAAGGCGGUCG